Messenger RNA from Moneuplotes crassus, 862 nucleotides. The record is from the annotation of a GenBank genome assembly. NCBI's taxonomy places the organism in Eukaryota, Ciliophora, Spirotrichea, Euplotida, Euplotidae.
AUGGCACGUAAUGAAGAGAAAGCAAUGGCUAUGCUUAACAGAUGGGUUACCAUGAAGAAGAUGCUAGCCACUGGUAUUCCAGAAGAAAGACCUAAUAACCCUAGCAAAGUUGCCUCGAUUUCAGGAUGCGAAAUCUGGAGAAGACAAGUGAUCGAAGAUGUAACAAAAUAAGGUCGGAGAUAUCCAGAAUGCAGCUCUUGGAGAGCAGAAGUUGAGGGAUCUCAAUGAUGAAAUCAACAAUUUAAUGAAAGAAAAGCGUCGAUGGGAGUCAAGAAUCAGACAACUUGGAGGUGCAGAUUACUCAAAGAUGAAUUCUAAAGCUCUGGAAGCUGAAGGAUUACAUCUUCCUGGAUCUGAAGAUUACUAUUACUAUGGUGCUGCGAAAGAUCUUCCACAAGUCAGAGAGUUAUUUGAUAGAGAUAAGCCCUCUGCUCCUGUGAAAAAUUAUGUUGAAAUGGCUAAAAAGGUUGGAUAUGAAUAUUUUAAUAAUAAAAUUUCUAAUUCUCUUAGAAAAGAGGAGGAAGAUCUCGAAGCUAAACUUCGUAAGGAAGCUAUUGAAGCUUAUAAUUUGGAAAGUCAGGAUCCUCAGAACUCCACCAAAAGAAUGAAGACUGGAGAGAAUGAAGAAGACGAGAAAAUCAUCAAAGCUGGCUUAGAUUGUGAUGAAGAUGAGUUCGAAAAUAUACAUACAAAUAAUGUAAUGUCCAUCUCCACUCAAAGUUUGAUGGAGACCAAGAUCACAGCUGAUGACAUUAAGAAGUUGAUUAUCAAAAAGAAGAAGGAAGCAUUGAUCCGCAAGUAUGCAAGCGAGGCUCUUGAAGAAGAUCCAAAUGAGAAAAAUUUAAACAUUAUUGAAGAUUAA